This is a messenger RNA of Bicyclus anynana (squinting bush brown), 1036 nucleotides long. RefSeq names its product protein MAK16 homolog A (gene Rbm13). Bases 133 to 1023 code for a protein of 296 amino acids. NCBI's taxonomy places the organism in Eukaryota, Metazoa, Arthropoda, Insecta, Lepidoptera, Nymphalidae. Gene Ontology annotation, cellular component: nucleolus; preribosome, large subunit precursor. Gene Ontology annotation, biological process: maturation of LSU-rRNA; maturation of 5.8S rRNA. The record is from RefSeq and is a predicted model, not a curated record. The transcript is spliced from 8 exons.
AACAAAGGAAACAAACGUCAAUGUCAAUGUCAAUGUCGUUGUCGGUCCAUGUGUUGUGUGCCUCUUACUAUUUUUUUUUAAUUAAUAUUGUACGUACCUAAAACUCAGUUAAUAUUCAAUAAUUCAAUCAAAAUGCAACACGACGAUGUUGUGUGGGCGAUAAUCAACAAAACACAUUGUUCUCACAAAGUAACAACCAAGACUCAACAUUUCUGUCGAAAUGAAUAUAACCUCACAGGUUUAUGUAGCCGAGCGUCAUGUCCUCUUGCAAACAGCAAGUACGCUACAAUCAGAGAAGAAAAUGGUAUUAUUUAUUUGUUUAUGAAGACGGCAGAAAGAGUAAUGUUCCCUGCACAACAGUGGGAAAAGGUGAAGUUGUCAAGAAAUUUUGAGAAAGCUAUAUAUCAAAUAAAUGAAAAUCUGUUAUACUGGCCAGGAUUUAUUAAAGCAAAAUGCAAGCAGAGAUUUGUGAAAAUAACACAAUAUUUAAUAAGGAUGAGGAAGUUAAAGUUGAGAAGAGUGAAAGAAUUAGUACCCAUACAACGCAAGAUAGAGAGACGUGAACGGCGUAGGGAAGAAAAAGCAUUAGUGGCAGCCAGGAUUGAUAAUGCCAUAGAGAAACAGUUGCUGGAGAGAUUGAAGAAAGGAAGUUAUAAUGACAUUUAUAACUUCCCACAAAUGGCUUUCGACGCUGCCCUCAAAGCUGAGGAAGUUUCCAGUGAAAGUGAGAAGUCAGACGAAGAGGAAGAAGAAGUAGAGAGGGAGAUGGAGCCAGAGCUGGAAAGAGAGUUGCAGAAAAAUGUUGAAGAAGUUGAUGAGUUUGUUGAAGCAGACAGUGAAAUGGAGAGUGAUGUGGAUAGUGAAUCUGGUAAAAGAGAAGAAGCUGACGUGGGCAGCGACUUUGAAUCUGACGCUUCUGACAUUGAGGAAAUAUCAUCGAAGGUGGCUAAGAAACCUCGCGUUGAGAUCGAAUACGAGACAGAACCACUCGUUAGUGUAUCCAGAAAAAAAAUAAAGAAUUGAUAGUACAUUGGAA